AUGUCUCGCCUUGAAGCCAAAAAGCCUCCGUUAUUUAUUAGUGAGCCUUUAACUAGACAUGCAGUGAGUCAGUCACUGUCUCUGCUGAGUGGAAUAUUAAAAUCUUCCUAUGGUCCAGCUGGUCGACUCAAACAACUCCACAAUGGUGUGGGGGGCUGUGUUUGUACCACUUCCCAAUCCUCAGCCCUCCUGGGGCAUCUUUCUGUCAGCCAGCCUGUGCUGCGUGUCCUGACAGCCUCUGUACAGAACCAUGUGUCGCACUUCAGUGACUGUGGUUUAUUCACUGCCAUUCUUUGCUGUGGCUUCAUUGAAAAUUUCAGGAGCCUGAAUAUUGCACCUUUUACUGUCAUUAAAAUAAGCAAGCAUCUUCUGAGUCUGUGCAUGGACCACCUGAAAUCUGAGGCUUGUGGUUGCCGGGUGUCUGUGGAUUUUAGCAGUGUUGAGACUCUUGUUUGUUUGGUACGUAGCAUUUUAACCAGCAAACCUGCCUGCCUGCUUAAUAAAACUGAAGUUGAUCAUCUUACCUCACUGGUUUUAAAGGCUUUUCUAUUUACAGUUCCAUGUCAUGUUGAGACUAAUGCUGUUUUAGGGAAGUGUGUGAUAAUACCUGUGAAAGGCAGAAGAGUUGAGGAUUCUACAGUUCUUCCUGGACUGCUGAUAGAAGUGCCAGAAAUCCAAUUGGGAAAACCACUUGCUGUCAAAAGGACUGGUUCAAAUAUGAUCAAACUUGCACUUUUCAGUGUGUCCAUGUCAGGUGAUGGCUUUAACCCUGAGGAAGGAACUAUAGCAGUCCACCAUGGAGUUUCUCUGGAAGUGUCAGAGCUGAAUCAGUUGCUUAGUGUGGGAAAGCAGCUGGUUAAGGAUGAGGUGGGCCUUGUGGUGUGCCAGAAGGUGAUGCAUCCCUCCUUGAAACAGUACCUGAAGGAGAAUGGUGUCAUGGCAGUGGACAGGGCUGGACUGUGUCUGAUGGAGCCCCUGGGCCGCAUGACAGGUUCACAGCCUAUAGCUUCCAUCCAUUUGUUGUCUCCUGGCUGUUACGGCAGUUUGAAAGAUUUGUGCGUUGAGAGUUUUGCUCCAAAACAUUUUCUACAUCUAAUUCCUGAGGACACAGUUAUCUGCAGCCUGAUACUCUGUAACAGAAGUGAAACAGCAUGGGAUGAACUGAAGCAUGUCUGUGAAACUGCAGAACAAGUAUUACGGUUAACAAUGAAGGAACCUUUGGCAUUAUUAGGAGGAGGCUGUACAGAAACUCACCUGGCUUCAUACAUAAGGCACAAGAGUUCUAUUUUGCCUGCCAGCACUUUCAAAGACCUAGAUUGUUCUCAGACACAAUACCAGUUGGUUACUGAGGGGUUUUGCCAUUCCCUGGAGUCUGUAGCUCGUUCUCUGAGUCACGAUGGUGAAGAAAUUCUUACAGACAUGGUUUAUGGACACUGUUGGUUUGUUCCAUCAGGUGCUCCCUGUGUCUCCAAGUGGUCAGAUUUUUUAGUUUCAAAAUGUGGCUGUGGGAUGAAUGGUAACACAGAGGACCUCAGCUGGAGGUUUUUGCGAGGCCAGUCUGGCUCUCCUGUUAUACAGGGCUGCCCUAAAGAGCCCUCAGUAAAAGUUUCUGACCUCCUGACUCUGGAUUGCUUUGCUGCCAAGUGCACUGGCCUGCAGGUAGCUCUGGAGACAGCCAACCUGAUUUUGGAUCUUUCAUACAUAACUGAAGAUCAAAAUUAGCUCUGAUCCUGUGUACAGUAAUUUCACGACCAUAAGGCGCACCAGACUAUAAGGCGCACCUUUUUUUUGCAGCAAGGAUCCGCCUCCAGCACCCCCUGCACGGUUGCUGGCCAAGGCCCCGCCUCCACCCCCUUGCUGCGGCCCCGUGGGUCCCCGGGCCCCCCUGAACCUGGCAGCCGUGGCACUGUGGGCCCCCCUGCACCUGGCAGCCGCAGGGCCACUCCCCCUCACAGCCCGGCGUGGCCACAGGGCCGCUCCCCCUCACUGCUCGGCACAGCCUGGCUACCACUCCCCUCUCACAGCCCGGCAGAGCCACGGGGCCACUCCCCCCUCACAGCCCGGCAGAGCUGCGGGGCCACUCCCCCUCACAGCCCGGCACAGCCCCGCAGCUGCCCCCUCUCACAGCCCAGCACAGCCCAGCUACCGCUCCCCUCUCACAGCCCGGCACAGCCGCAGGGCUGCUCCCCCGCUCACAGCCCGGCGCAGCCGCAGGGCCACUCCCCCGCUCACAGCCCAGCGCUGCCGCGGGGCCACUCCCCCCUCACAGCCCAGCGCAGCUGCAGGGCCGCUCCCCCUUGCGGCUCGCACUUCCAGGGCGGCAAAUUUCCAAACUUUGUACAUUAUAUAAGGCACACCGGACUACAAGGCGCAC
This is a messenger RNA of Catharus ustulatus (Swainson's thrush), 2374 nucleotides long. RefSeq names its product MKKS centrosomal shuttling protein. NCBI's taxonomy places the organism in Eukaryota, Metazoa, Chordata, Aves, Passeriformes, Turdidae. Gene Ontology annotation, molecular function: ATP binding. Bases 1 to 1722 code for a protein of 573 amino acids. Gene Ontology annotation, biological process: intracellular transport; protein folding; developmental process. Gene Ontology annotation, cellular component: nucleus; kinociliary basal body; cytoplasm. The record is from RefSeq and is a predicted model, not a curated record. The transcript has 4 exons.